AUGCGGUAUUUGGCGCUGCUGAGCGUGUUUUUGCUGCUGCUGAGCGGCGCGUCGGCGCGGGGGAAGCAGCGGCCGUCCUCCAGCAGCAGCAGCAGCAGCAGCAAGAGCGACCCUGUGCUGCAGCGGCUGGCGGACGUGUUUGCUUCUGCGCUGCAGAAGAACCCGCAGCUGUCGCUGGGGGAGCUGCCCGGGGGGGCCCCCGAGGGGGCCCCCCUGCAGCAGCGGGCGCUGCAGCUGGCUGAGGCUGUGCUGCAGCUGGGGGGGGAGGAGCUGGCGCGGCGGCUGGGGGCGGACAGCUCGCUGUACAAGGAAGUUGCUGCUGCGCUGCAGCAGCAGCAGCAGGAAGGCAGCAGCGAGCUGCUGGGGUCGUUUAUGCGGCGCGCGUUCACCUGGCUGCUGCAGAAGCUGCCGCGGAAGGCCUCUUGUGCUGCAGUGAAGGAGCAGCAGCAGCAGCCGGAGGCGCGGCUGGGCCACAGCCCCCUGAAGCGCUUCGGCUACCCCGUCUUUGCUGCUGCCAGCCAAACUGUGCUGCUGCAGUCCCGCCUCCCCCUCAACCUCUUGAACAAAUUUCCCAUUCCAAUAACUGUUGGAGCUGAAGACUAUUGGGUCCAGGGGAGGCCCCGGCGGGUGUUGGAGUUCCUGGAUUGCUUCGGAGACUACAUGGCCAAGGCCGAGACUCUGUUCCCCGACGGCCACUGGCGGGUGAGUUCCCCCGAGGAGCUGCAGCACAGCAGCAGCAGCAGCAGCAGCAGCAGCAGCAGCAGCAGCGGGCGCUGGGGGCGGCCGCUGUACCUGCAGGUGCAGGGCACCAGCCACGUGGGGGAGGUGGCCGAGCUGCUGGGGCGCGCAGCGCUGGACAGAGUUUUGAAGAGUUUUGAUUUGCUGCUGCAUCGGAGAACAAAUUUAAAAGAUUUAAUUGAAGAAGCUCUCGACCCCGAUGGCAAUCCGCAGGACUUGCUGCUGGACCGGCUCUCGGGGCUCACCAACGCGCUGCCCACGGGCUCCAGCAGCAGCAGCAGCAGCAGCAGCAACAGCAGCAGCAGCAAGAGCAGCGCAGCAGAGGGCAUUGAGGCCAUUCUCGCGCUCAGCAAGUACAGCCGCCUCCCCGGCAAGUCCUUCGUGCAGCUGCUGCAGCAGCUGGCGGAGGCCGAGACUCUGCAGGAGAAGAUCGAAGUCUUCAGCCAGGCGCUGCAGCAGCAGGAAGCAGACGAGCAGCAGCAGCAGCAGCAGCAGCACGGCUGGACCAACGCCCAAGCUGUGCUGCAGCAAAAACGCAUUCUCUUAGUCCUCACGGCCUACCCAAAGCCAGACUCUUCUGUCCGCGCCACUUUCCGAAUGCCUUCUGCUGUGGUUUCGCUGCACGAAAUUGCUGACGCCCUCAGCCUCCUCGACUUCGAAUACAAGUAA
This is a messenger RNA of Eimeria necatrix, 1407 nucleotides long. RefSeq lists its product as hypothetical. The record is from RefSeq and is a predicted model, not a curated record. The transcript has a single exon. NCBI's taxonomy places the organism in Eukaryota, Apicomplexa, Conoidasida, Eucoccidiorida, Eimeriidae. Bases 1 to 1407 code for a protein of 468 amino acids.